Rodentolepis nana is the source of this 1863-nucleotide messenger RNA. The record is from the annotation of a GenBank genome assembly. NCBI's taxonomy places the organism in Eukaryota, Metazoa, Platyhelminthes, Cestoda, Cyclophyllidea, Hymenolepididae.
AUGCUCAAAUCUGAUAAUCUUGAUGAUAUCGGUAUUACCGUCAACAACGUUGAAAGCACUGAAAACCACUCCGAACGUCAUAGAUCCUCCUCAACUAAUUUUUUCGUCUCAUUCUUGGCACGUGUCAAAUUACUUUUCACCACUGCUUUAGCUGAGGUUUGUGAUUGCUCAAUAGCUUCUAAACAUCAUCCUCCCCAUGGUGACUCAUUUUCUAUCAAAGGAGAUGAGGACGGUUUAGAUGAAAAUUCAUCCCACUCCGUUAAGGCACCUCUAAAUACUGUCCCUACAGAUCAAGAACCCUCCAAAGUCGCUCUUCUACAUGACUGUGCUAAUGAGGAUAUCGGUGACCUUCAAACUGAAAAUAGUGAGGCAUCCACGAAACCCCCUGAGGUUGCUUUCAUAACCUUACUCAAGGAAUCGUCACAUGACCUCAAUAAAUCCUACGAUUCUCUCCGCAGCUGUGAUCCUGUUACUGAAGAGCAUCUGGAACCUAUUGAUCAGGGAGAUGAAGGACAGUUUUCCACCGCCAUAACUUUCGCCCACCCAACUAUGAUGUUCAGUGUCGAACCGGAAGUCUAUUAUUCUAAGCUCCUGCAGAUUGCAGAAAAAACGCAAAUAUUCGAAAUUCCCAUGACAACUGAAGAAGAGGUCGUUAUGACAGAUGAUUUUCCAGCAGAAAAUGUGUGUUCUUCCUCUGAGAUUUUUAGUGAUUGCGAAUGCUCGCAUCCUCUUACUACACUUGGACGACUUCAGGCUAAGCUGAUUAAUGGGCACAUAACUGAUGAGGAGUACCAAAAACUAGCUUCCAAUGUCAUCAGUUCAACAAUUCCCAGGAAUCUAUCUGACUCGUGUGAGACACGUAAACCACGAGGUGCUAAUCAACUCUAUGCUUGGCAGAUUCCUCCGCCUCUUCCAGAAAUGCAUUUUGCUGAAAAAUUAAUGGAUCCGACUGAUCAGGAAGAUUCGGAUGUGUUUGACGAAUCUAAUCCCAGUGCCUUUGUGGAUUCCCUAAUUUCAAAUGCAGUUGAAAAAUUUACUCAUGACUGCCAAAUUGAUGGUUCUAAGCCUCUAGAUAAACCGGAUGGUACUGCAAUCAUCUCGUCUGAUAAUUUCCAACUCCAAAUUGUUAAACCAUCGGAUAUUUCCUACGAUGGAUUUCAGACCAGCAGUUUAGACCGAGUACGAAGUCCAACAAUAUCUUGCUGCGAUGCUACCAAAAGAUCAAAACGGAGCAGUUCGCUAAAGUCUGAGCGAUCACCCGACGAUACUCCUUGUCGAAAAAUAGUCAGAUUUGCCGAUUCUCUGGGUCUCGAUUUGGUCUCUGUUAGGCAAGUGAAAGACACAGAAAAUCCCCCGUUUAUUCCUGCUUCUGCAACUAUGGACCUUAAUCUUGACAAAGAAAAAUCUUUUAGCUCUUUGGGUGCCAAACAAUAUCAGAUAUGUUUCUCCCAACCAGGUGCAUCGCCGAAUUUCAUACACCAUGUUCUCACACAUUUCGUUUGCCUUGAAAAUGCCCGAGUCGAUUCCUCUAGAGGACUUCUUACUGGAACUAUUCGAGUGAAGAGUGUAGGUUUUGAGAAGAAGGUUGCGGUGCGGAUAACCUAUAACGAUUGGUCUACCUUCUUUGAAAUUCCCACAUCCUAUGUUCAGGACUCUCACGACGGUACUACCGACCGAUUUUCCUUUUCAGCCGUCUUUCCUAACUCCAUGGUUGCUAAUGAUCGAGCUCAAUUUGCGAUAAGGUAUGAAAUUCAUUCUGGAGUCACCUAUUGGGAUAAUAAUCAUGGAGAAAACUACAUUGUAACUUGUUAUGCGAAGGCAACAGAUAUGGCUGGAGACGGUUCUUGGAUUCAUUAUCUCUGA